AUCUAUACAACCACGGUGAUGUGCAUUUAGCUGAAUUUCGCUGCUUUUUGGAUUUUUCACAAUCGAAGAGUUCACUGACCUGGGGUUCAAAGGUCACGAAGAUGGCGGGAGGAACAAUGUUAGGUGUAUGUCUUCCGGUGUUUUUGUGCUGUUGUGUCCUUGUCGUGCAAGGAACCACCGCGCCACGACCCAACAUAGUCUUCAUACUGACCGACGACCAAGAUGUCGUACUUGAAGGAAUGUUUGUGAGCAGUCCGCUGUGUUGUCCCAGUCGCUCCAGUAUCCUGACUGGUAAGUACGUGCACAACCACUGGGCCGUUAACAACUCCGUAGAUGGGGACUGUUCCAGUAAGGCAUGGCAGGAUGGACCAGAGAAAAGCACCUUCGCCACACAGGUGAAGACAGCUGGAUACAGGACCUUCUUUGCUGGGAAAUAUCUCAAUCAGUAUGGGUUCCCAUCCACAGGAGGUCCUGCACACAUCCCCCCAGGCUGGGACUGGUGGAUUGGACUGAUAGGGAACUCCCGUUACUAUGACUACUCCCUGUCUGUCAACGGCACCAAGCAGAAACAUGGGAAACAAUACAGCAAGGAUUACCUGACUGAUGUCAUAAAAAAUCAGUCUCUGCAUUUCCUGGAUACAGUUGGAGCGACACCGGACCCUUUCUUCAUGAUGCUGUCCACUCCUGCUGCACACUCUCCCUUUGACUCUGCUCCACAGUAUGAACAAGACUUUGUGGACUGGAAGGCACCACGUGGAGGAAGCUAUAACGUCCAUGGAAAGGACAAGCAUUGGUUAUUGAGGUUUGCACCAAGUCCUAUGAAGGAGACAUCUGUACAAUGGGCAGACAACAUCUUUAGAAAAAGAAUGAGGACCCUCUUGUCAGUAGAGGACCUGGUCCAGGCAGUGAUGUCAAAACUAGAGGACAAAGAUCUUCUUAGCAACACCUAUGUCAUCUUCUCUUCAGACAAUGGAUACCACUAUGGUCAGUUCUCCCUACCAGAAGACAAGCGUCAGUUGUAUGAGUUUGACAUCAGAGUGCCCCUCAUGGUCAGGGGACCUGGCAUCAAGUCUGGACAAACUAUCACCGCUCCAGUGAUGAACAUUGACUUGAUGCCAACUAUAAUCGAGAUGGCCCGAGGUAAAACACCGCUGGACGUAGAUGGAAGAUCCCUCAUGCCUCUUCUGCUGAGCACACAGGUAGAGACAGGUGCCCCUAGCUGGAGGUUGGACCUGUUAGUAGAACACCAGGGAGAGUGGGCUCUCCAUGCCUGGCCCAAGUACAACUGUCCUCACUGGUGGACCCUAGUUACUGGUUGUGUGCCUGACUGUGUGUGUGAGGAUUCCUACAACAACACCUACAGCUGUGUCAGGACACUGAGCAGCAGGGCAGACCUCAUGUACUGUGAGUUCCAGGAUAAUGAGAAUUUCAAGGAGUUUUACAACCUAGAGAAAGACCCUCACCAACUUAACAAUGCAAUCAACACGACUGAUCCGAACGUUGUGAAGUUCAUGAGUAAGAGACUGAAGGAGCUGGUGACAUGUUCCGGGAAAACCUGCAAUAGAAGUGAGCAGAUACUGGUGACAUGAGCUUAAGCGAUAUACAAGAUGUGUAAGUUUGGUCACUUUAACGUAGUUAUGUUAUGUUAUGUUAUGUUAUGUUAUGUUAUGUUAUGUUAUGUUAUGUUAUGUUAUGUUAUGUUAUGUUAUGUUAUGUUAUGUUAUGUUAUGUUAUGUUAUGUUAUGUUAUGUUAUGUUAUGUUAUGUUAUGUUAUUGUCAAAACCAUGCUGGAUACAUGAACAAACGUGUUUUGUUUAUAUCCAAGGGGUCAUCUUCUUGAAAUGACACAUAAUAUGUAUUUUGUGUAUUAUUAUGCUUCAUGUGCAAUACAAGGGAUAUUUUGUUCUGACUUGCUAUAAUUACAGCAGCUGCUACUUAAGCCAAAGGCUGAUAGAAGGCUUUUUUAUAAUGAUAACUUUACCAAAAUAUGAAUGAACUAUAUUGUUCAACAGUUGUCAAAGGUACAAGGUACUUGAUGAGUAUACAUUGAAUACAGCAUUAUCAGGUUUGCAAUUUCCAUGGCAUGCAAAUUGUAUGUGGAACUAUGCAAUUGUACACCAUCUGUGCCUCUUUAAUAAUAUUGCAGAGAAUAUACAGUAGU
This is a messenger RNA of Branchiostoma belcheri (Belcher's lancelet), 2161 nucleotides long. RefSeq names its product N-acetylglucosamine-6-sulfatase-like. Gene Ontology annotation, biological process: glycosaminoglycan metabolic process. The coding region runs from base 102 to 1589 and encodes 495 amino acids. Gene Ontology annotation, molecular function: N-acetylglucosamine-6-sulfatase activity; glycosaminoglycan binding. The record is from RefSeq and is a predicted model, not a curated record. The transcript is spliced from 12 exons. Lineage: Eukaryota; Metazoa; Chordata; Leptocardii; Amphioxiformes; Branchiostomatidae.